Messenger RNA from Ilex paraguariensis (yerba mate), 336 nucleotides. The record is from the annotation of a GenBank genome assembly. Lineage: Eukaryota; Viridiplantae; Streptophyta; Magnoliopsida; Aquifoliales; Aquifoliaceae.
AUGGUCUGUAAACCAUGUCUCGAAAAGGGUCGUGAAGCCAUAGAUCGCAACCUCAACCCAUAUUAUAACCCCGAUGAUGACACCAUUCGUGCCCCUCUCAAUCCAAACCCACUUGAUUCUGCUGAUGAUAAUGACUCAAAUGCCACUUCUAGUGUCCCCAUAGAAAUGGUCUGUAAACCAUGUCUCGAAAAGGGUCGUGAAGCCAUAGAUCGCAACCUCAACCCAUAUUAUAACCCCGAUGAUGACACCAUUCGUGCCCCUCUCAAUCCAAACCCACUUGAUUCUGCUGAUGAUAAUGACUCAAAUGCCACUUCUAGUGUCGUCAAAGCUCUCUAA